ACUUUCCUGGGAAGUUUUCCUCCCGCCGCGGAACCCCCGGGGCCCUGACGCCACUUCCUCCCCCCUGGCCGUGGGCGUUUUCUGUCCGACACCCCGUCUUCCUGGCCGGGCAGCCUGGGUUUGGCAGACCCCCGGACCAUGGUUCCACACUUGGGGCACUGGCAUCUCUGAGCAUCUCAGUCUCAUCUCCUGAGGACAGCAAGUGAUCCUGGCUACCCUGGGUGACCAGGCCUCACAUUACAGAUGGACAGACUGAGGUGGGAGGCGGACACCCUGGCGUCCUGCCAGGAAGGGACACCAUCCGCACCUGAUGAGCUGUGGCCUCCAACCAUCGUUUCCCUGCCUCUUUCGGGGAUUUUCCCUCCAGAGCCCUGUCCACUCUGGCCUUGUUUCUGGAACUGCUCCUCACCCGGAGGACCCCAUCCUUUCCAUGAAGCAGGCAGUGGGGGCUUCCUGGCACGUGGCCUCUUCAUUAACUACUCCAGAGUGUGUGCAGAUGACUGGAGGGGAGGCUGGCCAAGUGCAAAGCAUUGUUAUUGCGGAAUUAAAGAGCCCGCUUGCGCCCACCUCCAGAAGUGGUAAUGCAGUUACAGAUGAAAAAGUGAGAGCUUGCAGACUGUGCUAAAGUAAGCCCCACCAUCCAUUCUGCUUCAGAGCAUAAUCGCGUUGUCUUCAGAAAGAAAGAAAACAGAGCAUGCCUACCAAGCCCUUCCUCUCUUCUGCUCUGCUCUCCUGGAAAGUUCUGGACUUCUCUGGCCCAGGGCCUCAGGAGACUGGCCAGCCCCGCUCCUGUGGGCACUGGACAGACGGACAAGGUGAACCACCUGAGCCUGCUGGAGGGCCGGUGUCCCAGGGCAGUAGUGAUUAGGGAAUGUCACUCUGGCCACAUCCGAGCCUGGGUGGGCCUCUAUGGGGAGGUCCCUGUUUGCUUUGGUCUGGUUGUCCACAGUCAGAACCAAGUUCUGGACACAGAGUCUGGAAUGGCACCCUGACCCCUUGCCUUACAGGACUUCGGGCAGCCUUCUUUGGCGCGGUGCCUCAUCUGUAACAAGAGAGGGACGGCGGGCUGGGUAGGACUUGGACAGAUAGGCACUGUUGUGGGGACCUACAACCUGGCCAGAUCGUCACGGGCUCCGAGUCACCUCGUACCCUCUCCCUUGUAGUCACAGCCCAGAAGAAUUCUGCUAGGGGUGGGCAGGGGUCUUCGCCAUCUGUCCGUUACGUGCCUGGCUGGCAGAUCACCAUGGCUCUCUCUCCUGGGACCUUGGGCAGUGUGUGAGGUGGUGGGGCCAAGAGGAGAAUUCAUUUUUGGAACAGUCUUGAAGUGUUCGAACAAUUGCUUUCAUGUGCUGAGGAGGCCCUGUGGAGGCUUCCAGACCGAGCUGCCUGCUCAAGCCCUGCCCUUGGAACCCAGAGUGGUGACUGCUCAGGGACACGUCUGAGUUUUAAGCACACCCAUUCAUUUGGGCAGUCUUUUCCUAGAUGGGCUGACGCAGGCACUUUGGCCCACAGAAAUAAGAUACUUCAGAGGGGGUGGGAGGGGAAGCAGGAACGUGCUGGCUAAAGCCCUCUAUGACAACGUGGCCGAGUCCCCGGAUGAGCUGUCCUUCCGAAAGGGUGACAUCAUGACGGUGCUGGAGCAGGACACGCAGGGCCUGGACGGCUGGUGGCUCUGCUCGCUGCAUGGGCGCCAGGGCAUCGUUCCUGGGAACCGCCUCAAGAUCUUGGUGGGCAUGUAUGAUAAGAAGCCAGCAGGGCCUGGCCCCGGCCCUCCCACCAUCCCGGCCCAGUCUCAGCCUGGCCUCCAUACCCCGGCGCCUCCAGCCUCCCAGUACACGCCCAUGCUCCCCACCACCUACCAGCCCCAGCCUGACAGUGUCUACCUGGUGCCCACUCCCAGCAAGGCUCAGCAAGGCCUCUACCAAGCCCCGGGUCCCAGCCCUCAGUUCCAGUCGCCCCCAGCCAAGCAGACAUCCACCUUCUCGAAGCAGACGCCCCAUCACCAGUUUCCCAGCCCCGCCACAGACCUGUAUCAAGUGCCCCCAGGGCCUGGAGGCCCCGCCCAGGACAUUUACCAGGUGCCACCUUCUGCUGGGAUGGGGCAUGACAUCUACCAGGUCCCCCCGUCCAUGGACACACGCAGCUGGGAGGGCACGAAGCCCCCGGCAAAGGUGGUGGUGCCCACCCGCGUGGGGCAGGGCUACGUAUAUGAGGCCGCCCAGCCGGAGCAGGACGAGUACGACAUCCCGCGACACCUGCUGGCCCCGGGGUCACAGGACAUCUAUGACGUGCCCCCGGUUCGGGGGCUGCUUCCCAGCCAGUAUGGCCAGGAGGUGUAUGACACGCCCCCCAUGGCUGUCAAGGGUCCCAAUGGCCGAGACCCGUUGCUGGAGGUGUAUGACGUGCCCCCCAGCGUGGAGAAGGGCCUGCCACUGUCCAGCCACCACGCGGUCUAUGACGUUCCUCCAUCGGUGAGCAAGGAUGUGCCUGAUGGCCCGCUGCUCCGUGAGGAGACCUACGAUGUGCCCCCCGCCUUCGCCAAGGCCAAGCCUUUUGACCCCGCCCGCACCCCACUGGUCCUGGCUGUGCCCCCUCCAGACUCCCCGCCGGCCGAGGACGUGUAUGAUGUGCCGCCCCCGGCUCCUGACCUCUACGACGUGCCCCCUGGCUUGCGGCGGCCUGGCCCAGGCACCCUGUAUGAUGUGCCCCGUGAACGGGUGCUUCCUCCUGAGGUGGCCGAUGGUGGCGCGGUUGACAACGGUGUCUAUGCGGUGCCUCCCCCAGCUGAACGUGAAGCCCCGGCAGAUGGCAAGCGCCUUUCGGCCUCCAGCACUGGCAGCACACGUAGCAGCCAGUCUGCAUCCUCCUUGGAGGUGGCGGGGCCGGGCCGGGAACCCAUGGAGCUGGAAGUUGCCGUGGAGGCCCUGGCACGGCUGCAGCAGGGUGUGAGCACCACCGUUGCCCACCUUCUGGACCUGGCAGGCAGCGCCGGUGGGACUGGGAGUUGGCGUAACCCUACUGAGCCACAGGAGCCGCUGGUGCAGGACCUGCAGGCUGCUGUGGCUGCCGUCCAGAGUGCCGUCCACGAGCUGCUGGAGUUUGCCCGCAGCGCCGUGGGCAAUGCUGCCCACACAUCUGACCGCGCCCUGCAUGCCAAGCUUAGCCGGCAACUGCAGAAGAUGGAGGACGUGCACCAGACGCUGGUGGCACACGGUCAGGCUCUCGACGCUGGCCGGGGAGGCCCUGGAGCCACCCCUGAGGACCUGGACCGGCUGGUGGCGUGCUCGCGGGCUGUGCCCGAGGACGCCAAGCAGCUGGCCUCCUUCCUGCACGGCAAUGCCUCGCUGCUCUUCAGACGGACCAAGGCCCCUGCUCCGGGGCCCGAGGGGGGUGGCACCCUGCACCCCAACCCCACUGACAAGACCAGCAGCAUCCAGUCACGGCCCCUGCCCUCACCCCCUAAGUUCACCUCCCCGGACUCGCCAGAUGGGCAGUACGAGAACAGCGAGGGGGGCUGGAUGGAGGACUAUGACUACGUCCACCUGCAGGGGAAGGAGGAGUUUGAAAAGACCCAGAAGGAGCUGCUGGAAAAGGGCAGCAUCACGCGGCAGGGCAAGAGCCAGCUGGAGCUGCAGCAGCUGAAGCAAUUUGAACGACUGGAACAGGAGGUAUCGCGGCCCAUAGACCACGACUUGGCCAACUGGACACCAGCCCAACCCCUGGCCCCGGGGCGGACAGGCGGCCUGGGACCCUCGGACCGGCAGCUGCUGCUCUUCUACCUGGAGCAGUGUGAGGCCAACCUGACCACACUGACCAAUGCCGUGGACGCCUUCUUCACCGCCGUGGCCACCAACCAGCCACCCAAGAUCUUUGUGGCACACAGCAAAUUCGUCAUCCUUAGCGCCCACAAGCUGGUGUUCAUUGGGGACACACUUUCCCGGCAGGCCAAGGCUGCUGACGUGCGCAGCCAGGUGACCCACUACAGCAACCUGCUGUGCGACCUCCUGCGUGGCAUCGUGGCCACCACCAAGGCCGCCGCCUUGCAGUACCCAUCACCUUCCGCUGCCCAGGACAUGGUGGAGAGGGUCAAGGAGCUGGGCCACAGCACCCAGCAGUUCCGCCGCGUCCUAGGCCAGCUGGCAGCCGCCUGAGGGCCGUGACCCCAGGAGGGAGGCGGGAGGGGCAUGGUGGUCCCAGCUCCCUGGCUCCCAUCUCAAGAGUCGCUGCGCCACAGGCUUAGAGACAGGACCCCAGCUCUGCCUUGGGCCUGGUGCCCUGGAUGCCCAGGAAUCUGUAUAUAUUUAUGACUGGGCAGGGUGUGGGGCCGUGCCUCCCCAGGAGCCGAAGCCCAUGGGUCGGCCAGUGGCCUUCCCUAGCAUGCACCACGGGCCCGGGGCGGGUCACCAGGCAGGGUCUGGAGUGUGAGGGCCCUGCAGCCUCCAGGACCUCUUGCUGCCCCGAGGUCUGAGCCUGGCCCCGUGAGGGAGCCGUGUCCCCUGACAGGGCCAGUGCAGUUCGGUGUGUCCUCCGCCUUACCAGGAGAAGACCCUGAAGAACUAGAACUAUUUUUCAUUAUUGGUUUUCCAAUCAUUUGACUAAUGGUCCAUUUAAAUAAAGUUUUUAAAAUGAAGA
Molecule: messenger RNA, 4632 nt
Organism: Piliocolobus tephrosceles (Ugandan red Colobus)
Lineage: Eukaryota; Metazoa; Chordata; Mammalia; Primates; Cercopithecidae
Gene: BCAR1
Product: BCAR1 scaffold protein, Cas family member
Exons: 7
Coding region: 1626-4151 (841 amino acids)
Biological process (GO): cell migration; cell surface receptor protein tyrosine kinase signaling pathway
Cellular component (GO): cytoplasm; focal adhesion; plasma membrane
Molecular function (GO): protein binding
Source: RefSeq, a predicted model, not a curated record